This is a messenger RNA of Ananas comosus (pineapple), 1082 nucleotides long. RefSeq names its product protein Simiate. Lineage: Eukaryota; Viridiplantae; Streptophyta; Magnoliopsida; Poales; Bromeliaceae. Bases 50 to 616 code for a protein of 188 amino acids. The transcript has 7 exons. Gene Ontology annotation, cellular component: nucleus. The record is from RefSeq and is a predicted model, not a curated record.
UGUAUCUCCGCUUCUUCUUCUUCUUCUUCAAUUGCCCUAAUAAGCCCUAAUGGAGGGAACCGAAGAUGCGGCCCAAACCCUAGACGAGGAGCUUCGAUCGCUCCUCCUCCCCGACCCACGAGAUCUCCCCCCAAUUCCCCCUUCCUCCGUGGAAUCCAAUUUCGCUCGUUACUUCGCCCCAGAUUUGUUAAAGCCCGGACAUGAUCAGUACGUCUAUCGCCACGCCAAUGGUUUAUGUGUGAUUGGUUUGGCCCCGACCCACAUUGCAUUGAAGGAGGAAGGAGGGGUAACAGCUGUGGAUUUCAAUGUGGGGAAAUCGGAUCGGAGUGAGAUGAAGGUCACGGGAAAGCGUAAAAGGAAUGCGCAGCACUUUGAAUCGAACACAGCCCUCUGUAAAGUUUGUGCAAAUGGUACAUUCUAUGUUGUGAGGUGCUGUGUGAAAGGUUCUCUUUUGGAGGUCAACAAUCGGUUGAUUAAGCAACCCGACCUGCUUAACUCUUCUGCAGAUAGAGAAGGAUACAUAGCAAUAAUCAUGCCCAAACCAUCAGAUUGGCUUAAGAUCAAGGACUCGUUAUUGAGCUACGAAGAGUAUAACAAGUUGAGAGGGCUUUGCUGAUUCAUUGAAUUUUAGGGCAGUUUCUUGAAGUCAAACUGGAGAUCAGCAUCACGGUAGGAACUCGGCGGCGACUUUUACUCGCUGUCCUUCUUACCAUGUUGUAGGCUUUGGGUUUGGAGGUUGGGUGACAAUUGUUGCUGUUAUUUAUCCGAACACCGCAAAACUCGCGAGCAAGCAAUCUUCUGAUGCUGCAUAAGGAGGAUACCUUUCACCAGGCUCAUCAGCUAAAAUAACUCAAUGGUUCGACUUCCGAUUCAUCGUAAAGGCGAGGUGUACAAGAACAGUUUGUGUUGCCUAAUUAACAUUUAGGUGUUCUGUGUACUUCUAGAAAUAAGCUUUAUUUGCUUUGAAAACAUGAUGCUGAUUUUCAUGUUUUCAAACUGGAAAAUAAAUGACCUGAUGUUUCAUAAAUCCAUCUGUGUUGGUUCUGCCCUGUUAAUGCUUAGUUUGUGUUCUUUCCUCUGAA